This is a messenger RNA of Myotis brandtii (Brandt's bat), 4256 nucleotides long. It is a transcript of the gene JPH2, whose product is annotated as junctophilin 2. The transcript has 8 exons. The record is from RefSeq and is a predicted model, not a curated record. Gene Ontology annotation, cellular component: junctional membrane complex; plasma membrane; endoplasmic reticulum membrane. NCBI's taxonomy places the organism in Eukaryota, Metazoa, Chordata, Mammalia, Chiroptera, Vespertilionidae. Bases 1494 to 2543 code for a protein of 349 amino acids.
GGGGUUACUCCAUGCUCCUGUUAACCCUGGGCUCAGUUGGGAUUUCCAGUCAUUAGCCCCGGCCACAGCUUCAUGUCAUGGAGAUUUAUGUGUCCCUUUCGCUGGAGCUUGGGAACCUGACCUGCCCCAGGAACUUUAUGAAGUCUGGCUUCACCGGCUCUUAGGACACCAGAGCAGAAGAACUUGGAAAGAGAAUUAAAAAAAAAAAAAAAUCAUCAUGAUCCUUGAGUGUUUCUGAGAUGAACUCCUUCUAAUACAACUGGCAACUCUGUCUCAGAGAUGGAGGACAGACAGACUCCUCGCCCUUCAGAGGAGGUAUUUACCCCGCAGGAGAGAACGGGAGUGAUCCGAGCCUUUGCGCUGGUUCCCCCCGGGUUUUCUCAGAGUUCCUGGGUUGGGGGGAAUUCGGGUUGUGCAUGAGCUCUGGACCCAGAUCUGCUGCAGCUCCAAGACUCCGCUUCUAGACCCUCACUUCUCUGCUUUCAAAAGCAUCUGUGAAACCAGGCCCCAUUCCUUUCUCUGUAGUCACUAGAUUCCUUUUUUGGGGUUGGCAGUGGUGCCGUAGCCCCAGGACCUGUGAGGGCAUGUGAGUGGCGGUGGGGCUGAGAUUUGCUCUGGGGGGUUCUGAGUGUGCCAGCACAGGGUGUUCUGCUAGUCUCCCUCCCCUCCCUUCCCAGUUCCUCCGCCCGCUCGCUCCCACAGACUCUGGGAACCCUGAGGUGGAAGAGAGCUCUUACCCAGGGGAAGAGGAGCCAUCAGAUCGCCCCAGCUGCCUACACUUUGUUCUCAGCUUCCCUUCCUCAUCCCUCCAGCCACUCCCAGGGUCUGAAGCACCAGCCCGAUCUGAAACACCCCUCCCACUUUGAAGGAGGCUGGGCUGGCCAGGGGGUUAUUUUGGGAGCAGCUUCUGAGAUCCAAUGGCCUUGUUAGGGCAACACUGACCUUUCUGUCCCGGGAGGAGGGCAGGAUUGGACAGGGGCGGGGCAGCCUGGAGGAGAUCGACAGCCCCGCACACCCCACACCCACGGGUGGAGGAGAAGGGGCCAGCGGGCUGCAGGAAUUCAGCCUGGGGGCUGGGACGGUCACCGAGGGGAAUUUCCCUCUUUGAGACGGACUGGGGACCCCGCCACCCCACCCUUUCGCUGUGCUUCUUAAAGGGAUCACAGCGUUUUUCCUUUGACUCCAUGGAAGCCAGACUCGGGAUGCUCUGUGGAGGCUUUGAAUCUCUCCUUCCUGCUUCCUUCCCAACUGGCAGCCUUCCUCUGGCUGACUGAGAGGGGCCUCCCAGGCAUGGCACUGACCAGCCCACCCAGUGCUGACUUGGCUCCUGGGCUCACUCAGCCUCUGGUGGCAUCUUGCUUUCCCCCUGCUGGGGUGCGGCGGUGGUGAGUGGGGGGCCCGGCCCUGAGCAAGCAGGGAGCGUGCCGCUGGCACCCCCAUCGCCCUCGACCCCCAAGCUGGAGGACAGUCAGGUUGUCGGGGGCUAUGAUGAGAUGAGUGGGGGCCGCUUUGACUUUGACGAUGGCGGGGCGUACUGUGGAGGCUGGGAGAAUGGAAAGGCCCAUGGGCACGGGCUGUGCACAGGCCCCAAGGGCCAGGGCGAGUACUCGGGCUCCUGGAACUUUGGCUUUGAAGUGGCGGGCGUCUACACCUGGCCCAGCGGCAACACCUUCGAGGGAUACUGGAGCCAGGGCAAACGGCAUGGGCUGGGCAUAGAGACCAAGGGACGCUGGCUCUACAAGGGCGAGUGGACACACGGCUUCAAGGGACGCUAUGGAACCCGGCAGAGCAGCAGCAGUGGAGCCAAGUACGAGGGCACUUGGAACAACGGCCUGCAGGACGGCUACGGCACUGAGACCUAUGCAGACGGAGGGACUUACCAAGGCCAGUUCACCAACGGCAUGCGCCACGGCUACGGCUGCACCACGCUGCCCGACGGCCACCGCGAGGAGGGCAAGUACCGCCACAACGUGCUGGUCAAAGGCACCAAGCGCCGCGUGCUGCCGCUCAAGAGCAACAAGGUUCGCCAGAAGGUGGAGCACAGCAUGGAGGGCGCCCAGCGCGCCGCCGCCAUCGCGCGCCAGAAGGCCGAGAUCGCUGCCUCCAGGACAAGCCAUGCCAAGGCCAAAGCUGAGGCUGCAGAACAGGCCGCCCUGGCUGCCAACCAAGAGUGCAACGUUGCCCGCAGUUUGGCCAGAGAGCUGGCUCCAGACUUCUACCAGCCAGGUCCGGAAUACCAGAAGCGCCGGCUGCUGCAGGAGAUCCUGGAGAACUCGGAGAGCCUGCUGGAGCCCCUGGGCCGGGGGACGCCCGAGCUGGAGCCCAAGCCCAUCGUCCCCAAAGCCGAGCCCAAGGCCAAGGCCCGCAAGACUGAGGCCCGAGGGCUGACCAAGGCUGCGGCCAAGAAGAAGUCUCGGAAGGAGGCGGCGCUGGGGGCAGGGGCCGAGGUGGAAGUGGAGGAGGUCCCCAACACCGUCCUCAUCUGCAUGGUGAUCCUGCUUAACAUCGGCCUGGCUAUCCUCUUCGUUCACCUCCUGACCUGACCCUCGUCUGCCAGAGCCAGGAGUUCCUGCUGAGGACACAGAGACCCACCUUUCUGCAGUGCUGGGCAGGGUGGCCAAGGAGGACUGGACUCUGGACCCGGAGCCCUGGGUCCCAGCUCACACCCACGCUGCAAACAUUUAAGGAGGCCUCCCAUGGCGCCCGUGCUGGGUGACGGAGGUGCCCAGAGGGAUAGAAUGUGCUGGAAACCCUCCUAGAGCUUUGCCCAGGGGCAGGGAAAGCCCUGAUUGCUCCUGUCCCUCAUCCUCAUCCACUCCCUCACCUUGUCCGUAGGUCACCCCCUCCCUGGGCUUUGUGUGUUUUGGGAGAAGUCACCAAACCAGAGUAUUAAUAUGAAAUCCCAGUCCCUUUCUUGCUCCCCCUCUCCUGCUUUAACUUAACCUCUGGCUGCUGGGCUGACAGCUCCCUGGGUGGGCCAGCCGCGAGGGAGACGCUCUCAGAAGGUCGUGACCCAGCACACACUCUGUCCCCUGCUUACAGGUGUUCUGGAUGACAGUAGAGGAAAUGGACAUGCUCGGUUUGAAUAUCCCAGAAUGCAGUGCUCCUGUCUCCUCCCACCUGUCCAGCUAGCUUCCCUUCCGGACCAACGGAAGAGGAGGAGACGGGAGGGACUGGAGCCUUUGGCUAGGAAGCUACCGACCAGGUGGCCAGGGAGUGGGGCUGGGAAGAAGGGCUGGGGAGUUAGGAUGGCCCCUGUAUUUGGGUGUGUCUGAGCCCGAGGCUGGCAUUGCACUUAGAGUUUCAAGUGUGCUCAGGGUGCGGAGGUCACCGUGCCGGAGCCUGGGCUGGCGAGAUAAAGCUGCCGUGAUGCCCGGUGAGUUGGUUUGGCCGCCUCCCCCACCAGGGCCCACAGCAGGCUCAGGGGACAUAGCGCAUGGAAGCUUUUGGAAGCCCAGACAGAUUCCCCUGGGCCAGACAUUCAGGCAGGUGCUGAAGACAGGCUGCUUGUCAGCAAGCGUUUCCCAGGGAGAGGACCGGGUCCAAGGCUCCCACCCGGUGCCUCUGUGUGAUGACGAGCCCCCGGCUUGCGUGGCAGAGAGGUUUGCAUGCAGCUCGUCACAGGUGUUUGGCACCACCUGGGUCUCGGGCCUGUGCUGGCUGCGGUGGGUAGAAGCUGAGGGCUGGCAGAAGCUGCCCCUGGGCGGAAGGAGUGAACGUUCCCGGUCCCUGGCAGGAAGGACGGGACAGUGACGUCCAGGCAGAGCUGAGCGGCUGCUGCUCUCCUUCCCUCUGUUCCUGUGGACCUGGGGGCCGUGGAGUGGUGGCCCGGCCUCCCCAGACUAGCUCUGCGGCCUGAAGUGCCUUCUGAUGGGUGUGCUUUCCCUUCCGCCUCAAUACUUGGGACCUCUGUCCAGCUUCACACUUGCUGUUCAGCCCUGCGGGGGCCUCGCCGCGUGGCUGGGUCAUGGACUGCAUUUCUGCGGAGAGAAGCCUGCAGAUUCGCCAUCCUCCACUGGCCAGGGCCCGUGGCUCUGCCUCUGUGUUUGGGCUUUUCUGGACUCCUGGGGAAUGAGGGGCAGGUUGGGCACUGCUGAGGGCUGCCAGGCUCCAGGCCUGGGCUCUGGGUCGUUGUCCAGGUUUCUUGGUCUGGCCCAGGCUGUCAGCUUCCAGGCCUGGUUUGGGGGCUGGUGUUUGGGGCAAGGGUUCAGAAUGCUGCAAUCUGUGCGAUAAUAAAUCUGCAUCUGCUCACAGGC